Messenger RNA from Dioscorea cayenensis subsp. rotundata (Guinea yam), 1237 nucleotides. Its product is annotated as 1-acyl-sn-glycerol-3-phosphate acyltransferase PLS1-like. Gene Ontology annotation, molecular function: 1-acylglycerol-3-phosphate O-acyltransferase activity. The coding region runs from base 28 to 1185 and encodes 385 amino acids. The transcript is spliced from 11 exons. The record is from RefSeq and is a predicted model, not a curated record. NCBI's taxonomy places the organism in Eukaryota, Viridiplantae, Streptophyta, Magnoliopsida, Dioscoreales, Dioscoreaceae. Gene Ontology annotation, cellular component: endomembrane system.
AAAAGAGAGUCACAGCUCUGAUCAUCAAUGGCUUUUCCUGUGGCGCUGGUCAUCAUCCCAUUCGGCACGCUCUUCCUGUUGUCUGGGUUGAUUGUGAACAUCAUUCAGGCUAUUUUUUUCAUCACUAUACGUCCAUUCUCAAGAAACAUGUAUAGAAGGAUCAAUAGAGUGAUGGUUGAGUUGCUGUGGCUCCAGCUUGUUUGGCUCUUCGAUUGGUGGGCAGCUAUUGAGGUUCAAGUCUAUGCAGAUGCAGAAACUUUAGAGUCGAUGGGCAAAGAGCAUCUACUAGUCAUUCCUAAUCAUCGAAGUGAUGUUGACUGGCUUGUUGGGUGGAUUUUAGCAGAGCGCACAGGUUAUCUUGGUAGCACAGUAGCUAUAAUGAAGAAAUCAUCCAAAUACCUUCCAGUCAUUGGUUGGUCAAUGUGGUUUAGUGAAUAUCUCUUUCUGGAGAGAAGUUGGGCCAAGGAUGAAGUUACACUGAAGUCAGGGUUGCAAAAUUUAAAGGACUCCCCCCGGCCAUUUAUGCUGGCUCUCUUUGUUGAGGGAACUCGAUUUACAGAAGCAAAGCUUUCGGCAGCUCAAGAAUUUGCAGCUUCUCGGGGACUACCAAUACCUAAAAAUACUUUGGUUCCUCGUACCAAGGGAUUUGUUUCCUCUGUGAAUAUCAUGCGCUCGUUUGUUCCAGCUAUUUAUGAUGUUACAGUAGCCAUUCCAAGAGAUCAACCUUCACCAACAAUGGUCAGAAUUUUGAAGGGGCAAUCAUCAGUGAUUCAUCUGCACCUGAAAAGGCAUUCAAUGAAUGAACUACCUGAUUCAGAUGACGGCAUUGCAGAGUGGUGCAAAAACAUCUUCAUAUCCAAGGAUGCUCUACUGGAGAAGCAUCGAAACUGCGGAACAUUUGGCGACAAAGAGUUCAAAUCAAUUGGUCGGCCAAAGAAAUCUUUGCUGGUGAUAAUAUUCUGGGCAUGCCUGGUAGGAUUUGCAAUGUAUGAAUUCAUCAGAUGGACUGCCCUGUUCUCAACAUGGACCGGAAUUGCCUUCACAAUGGUUAGUCUAUUGUUGAUCACAAUCACCAUGCAGAUCUUCAUUCUCUUUUCUCAGUCUGAGCGCUCAACUCCGGCCAAAAGUCAGGCAUGCCAAGCUGAAGAAAGACUAGAAGACCAGCUAACAAAGAGUCUGAUUUAGAUACAACCAUAUGAUGGUUUUGUAACCCACAUAUAUAUGGCCUGAAAAGAAA